This is a messenger RNA of Capsaspora owczarzaki ATCC 30864, 654 nucleotides long. RefSeq lists its product as hypothetical. NCBI's taxonomy places the organism in Eukaryota, Filasterea, Ministeriida, Capsasporidae. Gene Ontology annotation, molecular function: protein binding. The record is from RefSeq and is a predicted model, not a curated record. The transcript is spliced from 8 exons. Bases 1 to 654 code for a protein of 217 amino acids.
AUGCUGGAUCAAAUUCUGCGCGACCUCACCCACAAUGUCAAGUUUGCGUCUUGGGAGCUCUCUUUGAACCACGAGCUGAUUGGGGACGAUGAAGCAAAGGCGAUCGCCGAGGCACUCAAGGUGAACACGACCGUGACUACGCUCAAGAUGGACGAGAAUCAGAUUGGCGCUGUUGGAGCGCACGCGAUUGCUGACGCGCUCAAAGUGAACACGACACUGACUUGGCUCAAUCUGCAAGAGAAUCAAAUUGGCAAUGCUGGCGCGCAGGCGAUUGCUGCGACACUCAAAGUGAACACGACGCUGACGGAGCUUUCUCUGGGUCAGAAUCAGAUUGGCCAGGUGGGCGCGCAGGCGAUUGCUGAGGGACUGAGAGUCAACACGACACUGACUUCGCUCGAUCUGGGGGAGAGUCCGAUUGGCGUUGCUGGCGUGAACGCGAUUGCCGAAGCACUCAAAGUGAACACGACGCUGAAAAAGUUCGGUCUGUGGAGGAGUCAGAUUGACGAUGCUGGAGCACAGGCGAUUGCUGCGACGCUCAAGGUGAACAAGACGCUGACGACGCUAUUUCUGGAAGAGAAUCAGUUUAGCGAUGCUGGAGCGCAAGCCAUUGCAGAAGCACUCAAAGUCAACACAGCGCUGACUGUACUCGGGUAA